CUUUUCUUUUUCUAUUGUUACUUUAUUAUUCAAUUCACAUUUAUUUCUUACAAUGCUUCAUUUGCUCGGUGUCAACCUUCCCGACCAAAAAGUGGUCUCCGUUGCGCUUACAUACUUUUAUGGCAUUGGACCACUAACGGCACGCCAAAUCUGCUCCAAGCUCUCCUUCCACAAGGAAUGCAAGCUCAGCGAACUAACUGAAGGCCAACUCAAUCAGCUCUCCGGUGUCCUGUCCGAGAUGACGAUCGAGAAUGAUCUGAAGCGCCAGGUUACGGCCAAUGUACAGCAUUUGCGUCAAAUUGGUACGUACAUUGGAAAGCGUCAUGCCAUGGGGUUGCCUGUGCAUGGUCAGAAUACUAGGAAUAAUGCGCGGACGGCAAAGAAACUUAAUGGAAAGAUGCUGCGCAAGUAUUCGACCGCUGCGACGACGGCUUUUGGGAUGCUUCAGUCGCCGAUUUCGAAGCGCAUUUGACUAAAAAGGAUAUAAGUGAAGAAGAGAGCCGGAGGGAUGGGUUUUUGUGUAUAGAGCAGAAAAUAGACAAGGGGUCUGGUGGACAAAGUGUUGAAGUAUGAACAGCUUUUUUAUAUAUAUUUUCGAAUUAGUUUUUCUUAGUCGUCAAUUGCAAAUAAAAAAGGUUGAAAUAAGCGCAC
This is a messenger RNA of Kickxella alabastrina, 651 nucleotides long. RefSeq lists its product as uncharacterized. Gene Ontology annotation, biological process: translation. Gene Ontology annotation, cellular component: mitochondrion; ribosome; small ribosomal subunit. The transcript has a single exon. Lineage: Eukaryota; Fungi; Kickxellomycota; Kickxellomycetes; Kickxellales; Kickxellaceae. The record is from RefSeq and is a predicted model, not a curated record. Gene Ontology annotation, molecular function: RNA binding; structural constituent of ribosome. Bases 53 to 472 code for a protein of 139 amino acids.